This is a messenger RNA of Symbiodinium sp. CCMP2592, 1149 nucleotides long. The record is from the annotation of a GenBank genome assembly. Lineage: Eukaryota; Dinophyceae; Suessiales; Symbiodiniaceae.
AUGGCAGGGGCGGAGCGCAGGUUCGAGGGAAGGCACCUUCUCCAAAUAGCUCCGAUGAUGGAGGUAACCUACAAGGACUUCCGCUACUUUAUGCGCCUGCUGUCACGACGCGCCCAGCUCUGGACAGAGAUGGUCGUGGACGACACAAUUCUGCACAACACCGAGACCGAGAAGUGCGAUCGCUUUUUGAGGUACAACGAGGCUGAGCACCCCAUCGUCUGCCAGCUAGGAGGCAGCGACCCAAGCAAACUUGCUCAGGCAGCAGAGAUCGUGCAGAGGUAUGGCUACGAUGAGGUCAACCUCAACUGUGGAUGCCCCUCCAGCCGCGUAGCUGGCAAAGGCGAGUUCGGCUGCUCCCUGAUGAAGAAGAAGGAUGUCGUUCGAGAAGCCAUCCGGGCGAUGAGUCGCGCGGUGCAGAUUCCGGUAACCGUCAAGUGCCGUUUGGGUGCAGAUGAGUUUGACUCGCCCGAGUUCACUCGCGACUUCGUGAGAACCGCCUGGCUCAAUGGGCUGUCACCUGCGCAGAACCGAACGAUUCCGCCGCUGCACUAUCCAAGAAUCCUCGACCUUUGCCAUCAGUUUCCAGAUCUCAAGUUCAGCAUCAACGGCGGGAUCACUGAUGUGGGCCAUGCGAGAGCACUUCUGGGUUUCCCGCAUCAGCGUUUGGAUGGCGAAACCGAAGAGCUUUACUCCACAGCUUGGGGCUGGCCGGGUUCGGACGUCUUCUGUGGGUCUGCGGAGCCGUGCCCAGCUCUGCCGCCGAACCUUGAGGGUGUCAUGAUCGGCCGGGGCGCUAUGAACUCUCCCUGCAUGCUGUGGGAUGUGGAUCACAGCCUGUAUGGUGAAGAGAAGCGGAAGCCGAUGACACGCCGUGAACUUCUCGAGGGCUACAAAGAGUAUUUGCAGGAUGCACAUACGGAUGGCACUUCCGUGGGGUCGAUCCACCUGGCUUUGAAGCCGACCCUGGGAAUUCUUGCAGGAAUUCGCGGAAACAAGGCCUACCGUGCUACUGCAGACAAAACUAUGCGGCGGAAGGAUGUUGCUGAGACACUCGCCAGUAGAUCGAGAGCAAGUCGGGGCACAGUGUUCUGUUUCAAUGAGUUUGCAUGCAGCAUGCCUAUUGUAGCUCAGCUCGAUGUUUGUUGUUAA